Messenger RNA from Hansenula ciferrii, 1647 nucleotides. Its product is annotated as Zn(II)2Cys6 transcription factor domain-containing protein. Bases 1 to 1647 code for a protein of 548 amino acids. The record is from RefSeq and is a predicted model, not a curated record. Gene Ontology annotation, biological process: regulation of DNA-templated transcription. Lineage: Eukaryota; Fungi; Ascomycota; Saccharomycetes; Phaffomycetales; Wickerhamomycetaceae. The transcript has a single exon. Gene Ontology annotation, molecular function: DNA-binding transcription factor activity, RNA polymerase II-specific; zinc ion binding.
AUGGAUAUCAAGACUCUUCGACCACAAACUGUUUAUUCUAUAUCAUGUUUGGAAUGUAGAAGAAGAAAAAUUAAAUGUGAUAAAGCUUCACCAACUUGUGGGUUUUGUUUGAGUAAAAAAAUUCAUUGUGAAUAUCCUUCAAAUGCUAAAAGAAAAAUUAUAAAUGUUUCAAAUGGUUCUGAUUCUGAAAAUGUUGAUAAAGAUCAAAUUAUUAAAGAUUUAUUACAAAGAGUCGCUACUUUAGAAGAUUAUUUAAAAUCUUCUCCAAAUACAAGUAUAUCAAGUACUUCAAGUUCAAGUACAAAUACUAUGGGAUUACAAGCAAGAUCUGAGUUAAAGGCAAAUGGUGGGAUAACAAAUGGAAAUGGAAAUGGCUCAUCAAGUUCCAAUGUUGGUGGUAAAGAUUUCUUGGAAAUUAUUAAUCAUAUUGAUUAUAAAUUAAGUGAUAUUGCAAGAGAUACUGGAUUAUUAGAUGAAUUAGCCCUAGCUAAAAGAGAAUUCCCAACUAUUUUACAUGGUAAAGAAGCCGAUGAAGUUUUAUUAAAUAAUAUUAUAAGAACAGUUUCUGCAAAUUAUAAAGCAUUUAAUUUUUUCUUGGAUCAAAAAGAUGUGGAUCUUUUCUAUGAAAAUUUUAAACAAGAAACUCUUGAACCUAUACAUUUCCAAGAUUCAUUAAUUAUGCUGUUAUUAAUUUCUAUCUGUAUAAGAUUGAAAAAAUUUACAUGUGCAUGUAUUCCAAUUGAUAAAAAGGAAAAUUUAAUUCAAGAAAUUUAUAAUGAAUAUCAAAAUCGUUGUAAUUUGAAAAUUUUACCCAAGGAUCAUAAAUCUUUACAAAUUGGUUUAUUAGAAUUAGAAUUUAUGUUUGGAUUAGAUGUUCAUAAAGAUGAUAUAUUAUUGAAAAUUCAUGAAGUUAUAGGGAUGGCAAAAUUAAUUAAAUUGAAAAAUCAAAAUAAAAAACAUUUAGAUGAAGAAUUCGAAUCAUGUUGGUUGGAAUUAGUUAGAAUGGAUUCUAUAUUAGCUAUAUCAUUUGGUACAAGUCCAGGGAUAUUUGAACCAUUAAAUUCCAAGAAUUUACCAAAUUUUUCAAAUGAUCAAAGAAGAUUUCAAAUUGCACCAAUUUUUAUAAAUACUAUAAAUAUUUUACAAAGAUAUAAUUUUUAUGGUUUGAAUAGUCUUAAUGAAUUUGAAAUUCAUGAACAAAUUAAUAGAAUUAUUGCAACAAAGGAUUUAUUCUUCUUUUUGGAUCUUGUUACUUUAUAUAGUAUUCAAUUACAAUUAUUGUUCCAUAAAAGAGAUUUUUUCGGUUAUACAAAAGUUUUAGAAAAUUGUCUUGUUGAAGUUUGGAGAGUUUCAUUAAAUGAUGAUUCACAUAUCAUUAGAAAUAAAUGGACAUUACAAUCUAUAUUCAAUUCAAUUUUACUAUUUAUCUUGGAAUAUAAAGAAAUUAAUAAUGAGUUAGCAUUAAGUCUCUCCAUAAUCAUUUGUUUAAAUAAUUUAUUUAGUAUUGAUAAUCAUGAUCCUGAUUAUAUUUCAAAUAAAUUAGAAAAAUAUUGUGCUAAAUUAAACUUGGAAUAUUGUUUUGAAUUAGUUUCAAAUUUUGAAAAACAAAAUCCACAAAUUUUUGGUGAUGCAAAAUAUUGUGGUUGA